UAACGUAAUGUAUGAAUGCGUGGAUAUUAUGGCGAAUCCAUUUCAAAGUGUUUAUCAAUUCAAGUGUCGAUACAUUUAAUGAUAGUUUGUUUUUUGGUGACCAAUCCAUCUGAAGAGAGACCAACUGUUGGUGAUAGUGAUGAUGGAGUCGACGACGGCGUCCGCGGACUCGGCGUUCGGUUCGUACUCAUUGUUUCAGUCGAUUGGUUCGGAACCGACACACCUGUGGUCUCACAGAAAGACAUCGCAUUACGAGAGGCCAAACAGCGGACAACACAAGACUGACGAUACACUGGACGAGCUGUUUGUCUUUGGCUACUCGUGUAAACUGUUUCGCGACGACCGUAAAGCCCAAGAGAUAGACAGCGGACAGCAUUUGAUUGGUUGGAACGGCUCUUCAGACCAUCUGAUAGACAGGUUUGACGUGAGAGGAUAUCUCAAUGAUUUAUCCCAAUUUGAUGCCACAAAUAAACACAAUUGGGAACAGUUUACAACAGAAGAGCUAGAAAUGGAGCGAAUGUGUGAUAUUGAACGAUACAUAGACCUCAAGGAUGACGACGAGGAAGAUAAACACGAAGAAGAACUAAAACGUUUGCAUCUGGCUUUGGCUGACGGUUCCGGUUAUAAUGCAAUUAACUAUAACUAUGAUCAAAGUCUUACCACUGCCGAUGUGCCGACAGAUGAGUCCAAUACAUGCAAUGAACAACAAAAUUCAACAAAGAGUGAAAGUGCCGAUCGAUUUAAACUGCCCGCCGGGUUAUGUCCGCCCGAUGGCACACCACUGCCUGAAAGUCAAAAGUUACACAAUAUUAUUGAAAAGACAGCAUUUUUUGUGAGCAAACAAGGAAUGCAAAUGGAAAUAAUCCUUAAGACUAAACUAUCGACAAACAAAAACUUUGAUUUUUUGUCAUUUGAUUCAAAUUUAUAUCCAUAUUAUAAAUAUAUUUUAGAUAAUAUUAAGUCUGGAAAAUAUAUACCAAAACAAACACAAAGUAGUGAUGAAUCAGACUCUGAUGAUUCAGAUGAUGAUCAUUAUCUGCAUCCAAGUCUAUUGGGAUCAUCUGGUGGUAAACCACGAGAGCUACAGACGUUUAAGAUACCAAAUCUAUUGCGAGCCGUUAAUAGUAAUGAUAUCUAUUCACAACUUCUUAAAAGUCUAAAGGAUAGAAUGCCAGUCAAUGUAGAAGUCGAAGAAGAAGAAGAAGAAGAUGACGAACAAUCGAAACCUAUUAUACAAAUAAAAUCUGAUGUAAAAGAAAAUGAUAUUCAAAGACCUCAAAGUAAUGAAACUAAAGACAAAGUUAAUGUUAUUACUCCAUCAACUAAUACCUGGUCUUCAUUACUGCCAAACCCACCCCAAGAAACGGAACAGAUUAUUGAAAAGUUAGCACAAAGAGUGUCCGUCAAUGGCAAUCAAUUUGAGUUAUCAAUUAAGAAAUUAGGAGAAAAACGAUUUGAUUUUGUAAAUCCGGGUCACAUAUAUCACGCUCACUAUGUUAGACGUAAAUUAUAUUAUUUAGAGGAGAACAGGAAAGCAACUAUAGCUCAGGUUAAGGCCAACCAAAAAAAAACAAACAAAAGUGAUGCCAAUCGACACAAAACACCCGUCAGUUUCAGUAUUAGCUUUAAAGAUAAAUCAAGUGUUCAAACGAUUGUCACCGAUGACAAAAUGGUGACGACAAUGAGUUUGUCCAAACAUAAAGACCAACAAACCUCUAAUACUGAAAGUACUUCAAGUAUUCAUACGAAAAAAUCUAGUGAUAACGCACUCAAAGAUAUGUUGGCUCAGGCCGUCAGAGAUAAGGCCACAAAAGAUAAACAGGAAGAACGCAAACGAAAGGCUGCGCUAUUCCUUAAUUCAAUUAAAAGUCAAACUAAAGUGCAAAUCAAAUCAAUUGAAUCGCAUACAAGUGAAACACAUAGUAUUUUUGGACCAGAAUUGCCGAAAACCAGUACAGAUAGUGCACCACUUUCACCAACAAUAGCAGCUAUCACUUCACCCAAUUCCAGUCCAAUACAUGAUAAAAGUAGUGACAGUUCCUUAUCGGAAACAUUGCUAAACCCUAAAGCCCUCGAGUCAGCCAAAAAUAUAUCCCUUUUACCAUUUAUAGUGAAAGACAAACCACUAAAAGAUUUGUCAUUGUUGUCAUCGCACAGUCAUCAUAGGUCACGGCACUCCUCAUCGCACAAGAAGUCACACAAAAGAAAGAGAUCAGCGAAGUCGCGCUCACGAAGUAGUUCCCGUUCUCCGCCAUCUCAUAGAAAGAGUAGAAAGAGUUCCCGUUCAUCAAAAUCUCGUUCCCGAUCAAGAAGUCGAUCCCGUUCUCGAUCUCAUAGACGACAUUAAUCUUUAGAUAUUUUACAUAAUUAAGACCUUAUUUAUAGUUUUUAGUUUCUUAUUUAUAAACAAUAUAUUUGUUAUAAA
Molecule: messenger RNA, 2425 nt
Organism: Oppia nitens
Lineage: Eukaryota; Metazoa; Arthropoda; Arachnida; Sarcoptiformes; Oppiidae
Product: splicing factor, suppressor of white-apricot homolog
Exons: 4
Coding region: 140-2347 (735 amino acids)
Biological process (GO): mRNA 5'-splice site recognition; RNA processing
Molecular function (GO): RNA binding
Source: RefSeq, a predicted model, not a curated record